Plutella xylostella (diamondback moth) is the source of this 4934-nucleotide messenger RNA. Its product is annotated as cilia- and flagella-associated protein 43. Gene Ontology annotation, cellular component: axoneme. Gene Ontology annotation, biological process: cilium assembly. Lineage: Eukaryota; Metazoa; Arthropoda; Insecta; Lepidoptera; Plutellidae. Gene Ontology annotation, molecular function: protein binding. The record is from RefSeq and is a predicted model, not a curated record.
UCAGCUGCGCCCUAGGCUCGUAGAAAAGUGCAGCACAUGAGCACAACCGUUAGGUUUAAAAUUAAAUUAUGGCUGAAGGUACUUCGGAAGUGUUUGAAAAUACGAGCAGUGAAGUAUUAUCAGAAGAAAAGAACAUAAUAUCUCCCAAAGUUCGAUGGAUGCACCUUCAUGAAAUAAGAAGCAUAACUUUUGUGGGUAAAGAUGUGGUGGCGGCUUCCAAUGACAUGUACAUAGUGUUCCUGAAUUUGAAAACUAACACAGAGUUGGUCUACAUUGCUAAUAAUAAGAAGAAGGGAGACGGGGUUGAUUGCGUUGCAGGUUACAAGACCAACAUAUUUGCGUUUGCUGAAAAAAAUGCAGAAAAUCCCCGAGUAUUGAUACUGAACUAUCCCCACUUCAAUAUACUGUCUGAGUUCACAGACCCAGACAUAAAUCGAUACAAGGGUCUGUGCAUGAUGGAAGCGGAGCUCAUCUGUGGGUUCGGGGGGUUCCCCGCCUACAGCAUGUCGGUGUGGAGCUGGCGCAGCGGACAGAGGCUGCUGGCCGUGCCCACCGGGGUUGUUAGACGGAGACAGCUGUAUGAGGCCAGCCACAGCGGCCUCUUCGUCUGCGAGUGCUGGGGCGACGGCCUCAUAGUCUGGGAAGUGGGCAUCUGCUACACACAGAGCGUGGUCAUGAGGAGGAGCUCAGAGGAACGCGGUGCUGGUGAGGCGAAGAUUGAGGGGGUUUGUUGGAGUACGGAUAACAUGCUGUAUGGGGUUGAUGCUAAGGGCUGUCUGUAUUCGUUCUUAUCCGAUGGCAUCGGUAUGGUAAAGAACUUGGAAUGGGCGAUGGACAUUACUGGUGACAAUAAAACUCAUGUUUGUACUCUCGGUAAUGGGCUACUCAUUUACGGACCGGAUAUGAAUCUUAGAUACCUAAAAAAAGCGCCUGAACAGCAAUGGAUAGUGGCCCAAACCUUACGCCCUCACGACCCACUGAUUCGCCUAAUAUCGUCAGUUUGGAGCGAGGGCGCGGUGGCGUGGACUGACAGCGGGCUGGUGUAUAGAAUAAGUGAAUGUGACGAUGUGGUGGCUCUAGUGUGUGUCACGUUUAAACAGAGACACAUAAAAGUGGUUCAGCUAAUAGCCCCUUAUUUUAAAACCAUCGCUACCAUGGAUGAAAACGGAGUAUUGUGCAUAUUUGAUCUGAGAAGUUGUCGGCUGCUGGCAAGAAAACAAAUAAUCGGCAAUGACAUAUCAUUCGAAGCGAGUCCAGUCGACCCCAUACUAGCUAUAUUCGGCGAAGUGGGUCCAAACUACGGGGUGGUCCUGCUAGAAUGGGACAGCGGGACGCAAGCUCUGACGGACGUGUGUCGCGAAUGUGUCACGCACCAGAUCGUGUCGAAAGUUGUGUUUUCAAGCGACGGGAGGUACAUGGUUGCGGCGGCGAUGAGUGCUGGGCAUAUGGUUGUUUACAAGCUAACAGAAGAUCACUCGCUACUCCUCAUCCGCUACGCGUCGCUGGGCCGCGCGCUCGCCGCCGCCUGCCUCGCGCGCGUCGCGAGCGUGUGGCGCGCCUUCGGGCUGCUGCUGGUGUCUGAUAAGUAUUCUAUAGGCGAGCGUAUAAUGGUGAUCAAUGCAGAGACUGGCAAAGACAAUAAGUUGGCCGGCAAGAUGCAGGGGCCCUACUCCCGCCUGCUGCCGCUGGCCGAUACUGACGCUGUGCUGGCCCUCCCGCAUCUCAGCAAGACGGUGCAUGUGCUCAGGUUUACUGCUGAGAAAAGCGCAACGGUGCUAGUGAAGAUGGGGCCAAUAAUCGCGUCGGGCCACGAGUGCAGCUAUAUGGACGGUUUCUUCAACGCCUCAUACGUAUUGACGUAUUCUUACUUCGGCACAGUCAUCGUCAGACCAAGCAAAAAUUGUGAGAAUAUCGAGCGCAAACUUCAAGUAACCCACCGCUACGGAAGAGGCCUACGCCACGUAUCUAUAGACCUGACGUCUCAGACUUUAAUCGCAUUGACGGGAGCGGGAGACUUGGCUGUGUACUGUCUAGAUGAGAGCCACUCUGAGCCCACAUACGUCCCGCCAGAUCUGGCCAUGUGGGCAGAAGAGGGAGUCACUAUUGUGCAGCCGUAUGAUAAAACGAUCCUGGAGCAGCAAGAGGAACAGCGAGUGUGGGAGGAGGCGCAGGAGUGCCGCGCGCAGCGGGACCAGCUGGUGCAAAGUCUGGCGGCACUGAGGUCUCGCUUGGUAGAGCUACUGGAAGAGAGCGAGGCGUCGCCGCCGCUGCACCGACCCUCGCUGCACGAGUUCAACCUGCAAGUGGAAUACUCCAAGGAACGAGCUAAACAGGCAGAAAUAGAGCGAGAGAAGAUCCGUCUAGAGACGGAAGCGCUCAUGAAGGAGCAGGACCGAGUGGCGGCGUGGAUCAAGAGGACCUGCUGGGACAUGAUGCAGACGCAGCGGGUCAAACUGUACGCCAUGUUCACGCACUAUCAGGUGGAAAACUUCCCCGUGCUGCCGACCCAGCGCGAGCUCUGGCCGGAGCUUGCGCUGACGCAGCACCUGCGAGGCGUGGAGAUGGAGCUCGACGGGGACCUGCUGCGGCCCUGGCUGGAGACCACGCCCUCCGCGGAGAUACUGGCGCAACCACCAAUAGACUACAACGCAUCACAACUGACAGUCACACCAUCCAGCCAAAUCAGCAAGAGUCGACUGACCCAAAGCCAAAGCCGAAUUAACCAAAGCCGACUGUCUAUCGGAAGUCAAAUUCAAGUGGACGCCGACGUGGCAUCCGCAGAAGACUCGGUGGAAGAGAAUAAGUAUGUGUUGUCCGGAAGUGACGCGCACAAAUAUGUGGAAAUACCGCCGUAUAUGAUACCGCAGACGCAGGCGCAUAGCUACUUGCAGAUGAACGAGCUUUACGAUAUUAGUAAGCUAAAUGUACAAAACCUACGUCUCUGGUUCAACAAGCAAUUUGACGAACUGUACGCGAUGAAGAAACGUGAAGUGAGCCUGGUCCUCGAGAGGAAUGACCGGCUCAGAUUCAUUGUCUCAGAGUUGAACAAGCUGUCGGACCUGCGCGGCAGUUUCCACCACCUAGCCGUGGAGAUCCGCGACCCCGAGUGGAGGCAGGAGGAGGAGCCUCACAAGCUGAUUAAAGUUGAGCCGGAGGAGUGCUCAAUAGAACCGUACAUCAGCCCCAGCCAGAUCGUGAUCCCGGAGCCGGAGUCCGGUCCGAAGGACGACUUCAGGGAGCGAGCGCUGAUCGUGAUGAUGGAUGGAGUGCUGGAGACGCUGUGGUGGGACGAGAUCAAGAAGGAGAUACCGAAACCGUUGUGCAUGCUGGAUAAAGAUCCUGAAACCUUCAACGAGGAUGACUUACGCUUAGUGUUCGAAUACGAAGCUAAAGUGGCGUUCAGAAACGAAGAGAGACAGAAAUACAGGAAAAUGCUACAUGCAGAAUACGCUAAACUGUCUGCAGUACUCAAUGAGGGCAUAGUCAAGUUUAACGCUAAGUUAAAAGAGACGUGGCUGAUGAAGUUGCAAGUGGACGCGUGCAUCAGCCAGGAGCGACUGAACCUGAUGCGCCUGCGCAGGACCAACCUUGACCGAAUAGAGAUGGCGGAGAAAUUGGAGACUAUGAGAACCUCAAUAUCCGACCAUGAGACAGCACUCUCCACCUUAACCGACCAGCUUCACACCAUCCAAGCCGCUCUAGAAGCAUGCCGCAACGCCCACGACGCGUUACAACAGAAGCAGCGCCACCUGGAGCGCAGCUGCAGGAACCAGCUGGCGGACAUGGCGCCCGUGCAGCGCGACCAGUGCCUCAAGUACUUCAAGAAGCGUCCCAAGUGGGUGCAGCGGGCGACCAUGACCCCAGUGGUUCUAUAUGAGCUCGCCACCGCCGUGCUCGCCGGGGUGCGGCCGCCGCUGCUGCACGGCGACUGUUUGGAGUACUUUAAAGGAGUGGAGCAAUUGGACAACGUGAGCAAUAUGCCAGCAGUUCUGGACGAGGCGCUGUGGGCCUGCGUGUGCCGCCUGCGCCGCGCCAACAUCGACAACGAGAUACGGAUGAAGGCCCUAGUGCUCGAGACGGCAUACGUAGAGAGCGCUAAAGCGACGUGGACGGCGGCCAUCAACGCGCGGCGCGCGGCGCGGCAGGCAAUGUUUAAUGACGUGGUGGAACAUAGGAGGGAAGUCGAGGUCGCUUCUAGGAAUAAGAUUAUACAGCUGGUGCUUCCAGCUGGUCAAGUGGAGGUGCUCACGUCGGGGUACAUCGAAGACUUCGAGGACGCGGCCCUCAUCCCGCGCGACGAUGUUGAAGCCAUCAACAACCUCAUUUGCGUAAUGGGCGAGAUAAAACUGCGCAUGAUGCGCAAACAGAUGGACUUCCGCCGGGUCAUCUUGGCCAGGGAGUGGCAGCACGCGCAGAGCAGCAUGCGCCUGCGCCACCUGCGCCAGCAGCUGCACUCCUACACGAGGCUGCAGAUCCCCAAAGAGCUGCAGUGGUACCUCAAGAACAAGGAGCUGGGCGGCACCGACGAGCAGGACUUGCAGAGGACGGAGCGUGAGGUGGCGGCGUCCAGGGCUUCUCUUAACCGCAUGCUGGAUACUGAGGUGCAGAGGGUCGAGGAUAUGCAGAUGCGCGUAUCCCGCGUACAAGGCGCUAGUCAGCAGCUGAACGCGCACAUAGACAAGCUGCACGCGCUGGCCUCGGAGAAGCGCCUCGGAGAGGACCCCUUCGCGCCCAUCCGAGUGAGGAGGGAGCACAAGCGCAGGAUGGCUACGUUGGUGGAACGCAGCAGGUUGAUUCGCCAGGUGCAGGCGAACCACUCGACUAUAGUCCUACUGCAGACGGAGUUAGAGUUGCUUCGGCUCAAAACUUACCCGACAUUAGCUACUUUCCGCACUCUCAAUUAGAAAUUAUGACGGUAAUGUACUUGUAGGUUU